Chanos chanos (milkfish) is the source of this 362-nucleotide messenger RNA. It is a transcript of the gene sptssa, whose product is annotated as serine palmitoyltransferase, small subunit A. Bases 23 to 229 code for a protein of 68 amino acids. Lineage: Eukaryota; Metazoa; Chordata; Actinopteri; Gonorynchiformes; Chanidae. The transcript has 2 exons. Gene Ontology annotation, molecular function: serine C-palmitoyltransferase activity. Gene Ontology annotation, cellular component: serine palmitoyltransferase complex. Gene Ontology annotation, biological process: ceramide biosynthetic process. The record is from RefSeq and is a predicted model, not a curated record.
AAGACAGGCUCAGCUUGAAGAUAUGGCGUUUGGAGAUGCCUGGAAGCAGAUAUCUUGGUUUUAUUACCAGUAUCUUCUUGUGACGGCUUUAUACAUGUUGGAACCAUGGGAGAGAACAGUCUUCAAUUCUCUCCUCAUCUCUGUGGCAGGAAUGGCGGUCUACACUGGUUAUGUCUUUAUGCCUCAGCAUAUCAUGGCUAUUUUGCACUACUUUGAAGUGGUCCAGUGACACCCGUGGCCAGUUUGUAAAGGAUGCCCGUGGCUUCCCCCUGGUGGCCGGAGAGUGGAAUGCGUUUCCAAGUAUUGUUGAUGCUUACGAUGGCUGGAAACAUGGACAGUACACAAGAACUGAGGGGGGAGGG